Pseudozyma hubeiensis SY62 is the source of this 357-nucleotide messenger RNA. RefSeq lists its product as hypothetical. The record is from RefSeq and is a predicted model, not a curated record. NCBI's taxonomy places the organism in Eukaryota, Fungi, Basidiomycota, Ustilaginomycetes, Ustilaginales, Ustilaginaceae. Bases 1 to 357 code for a protein of 118 amino acids. The transcript has a single exon.
AUGUUUCCGAAAACACGGUUGUCAGUCAGCUGCGAUGUCAAGAGACGUCCAAGCGUCGUUGCCCAAGACCUUGCAUUGGCUGCUGCUCUGCGCGGGUUCCUCUGUGUCAAGGCCAUGUGGAGAAAAGGCUGUCAACCUUUACGCACGAUGACGCCGAUUCGCACGUUGCAAUCCAGGGAACAGGGUCGGUUUUCCGCCGCAGACGGAGUGUUAGAGUUCAGUCUGUCCAUAGUUGGAGGUCCGGAGAAAAUAGACAUUGGACUCUCCUGUAUCGUCCGAGACCAUCACGGUUCAAACCGAAUCAGUACACCAUCCAACAAUCAAUUCCUCGAAGAAGCUCAACUUGCUCGGAUCUAA